Molecule: messenger RNA, 4560 nt
Organism: Bubalus bubalis (water buffalo)
Lineage: Eukaryota; Metazoa; Chordata; Mammalia; Artiodactyla; Bovidae
Gene: CFAP251
Product: cilia and flagella associated protein 251
Exons: 24
Coding region: 873-4391 (1172 amino acids)
Cellular component (GO): sperm flagellum
Molecular function (GO): protein binding
Source: RefSeq, a predicted model, not a curated record
AUGAGGUUGCAAAGCAUUGAAUAGGACUGAGCACACACGCAGGCACCCACAUGCUUAUCAGCCAGCCUUGUGAAAAGAGGGUGUGGUGGGGUCAGGAGAAGCAUUCAGCCCUCCUAAGAGUCUUUUGCCUCAGUGCCUUUGGCUGGUUUCCUUCACGUCUUCCCUCCAGAAACCGCAGGAUGGACAUGCAGGCGGGCUGUCUUUUGUGAAGGGCUAGUGGAGGGUCGCUUUGAGGUGGAAUCAUCCUAAUGGAUUUUACCACACUGGUUUGAUAGAAACAUUUUGUGAUAAGAAUCGCAAGAUAAUGUAACCUGUGUAAUAUUUAAUCCCAGCCAGCUAAAAUGAUCUACACAACAUGUAGUUCCCCGGGCGAGGAGCUUGGAGGACAGUUGUACGCUGCAUCAACGAGAUUGGAAAAUUCAGUUUGCUUUUGACAAAGAGAAUUUUAUCAAACAGUUCGUACUUCUUCACUUAAUUUUGUCAAGCCUUCAGAAAGUCAGAAUUUCUAGGAUUGGGCUCUGCAGCUUCUUAGUGGAUGGCGGCAAGGGAAAAAGUGGGGGACAGGAAGAUGAGGAAAGCCAAAUUUCAGCUCCCCAAGUCGCGGCGGCGCCUCUCUCCACUGACCGCCAGGGGGCGUGCUCGGCCCGCUCCCGCCUCUUUCUGGGCACGUGAUCUCGGUCCAGCCUUCUCGCUUUACGGCCCGUCGCCUGCAGCGGCAGCGGUUACCAUGGAGACGGGGCUUGGUUGGCAACUGUAACUAGGGAGCCUGUGGAGAAAGCUGCCGCAUCUGGAGGCCGGGAGGUGGGAAGAGGGCUUCACGCAGCGGGACGACCCCGGCCUUUGAGGACCAGGAGAAAGCUCCAAAGAGAAUAAUGUCAGAUGCAGAGGAAAACCCACUAGAAGAAACAGAAGAAUAUGGAGAAAUAGAAAUGCAAGAAGAAGAUGAUGAAGAAGAAUAUCCAAAUUUUGAAGGGCUAGAAAAUAUGCAACAGGAAUUAAAAGAAGUUAACACAUUAGCAUGGAUAGAGUCUCCAGAGGAGGAGGAGGAGGAGGCAGAAGAAGAAGGGAGGGAAGAAGAGGAGGAGGACAGGGAAGGGAGGGAGGAGGGAGAGGAAGAGGAGGAGGAAGAAGGGGAAGGGGAGGAGAGAGAGGCCUUAGGAGCACAGGAAGAAAGCACAGUGGAGCCUGAAGAAAUCACCACGUCCAUUAUCAGUUUGGAGAGAUUUGCGCAGCCUGAUUCCCAAACAGUCUUGUCAGAAACAUCCCUAAAAAGUGGUAGCGAGUCAAAGCUUUCAUUACAAUCAGAGUUUUUGGAAACGUUCGAGCUUCCAAGAAGCCCUGGCUCACAAUUAGAGUUUCUGGAUUUGGAUGUAACCACUUCUGGGGAACCACUGAUUAGUUUCCCGGAAAGGCAGCCUUCAGGCGAGCUCGACCAGAGGCCCCAAGAUGAAUUGGAAGAAGAAGAAGGGAGAGACUUGGAACCAGAAAGGGGAGACUUGGAGCAGGAAAAGAGGGAAAGGAGAAAAGAAAAGAGAGUAUCAUGUAUCAGCGAGAAAAGCGAAAAAGAGUCACAGCCCAAAGCAAGGAUCACCAAGGCAUCGCUGGUCUCCACUGCCACUGAGGACAUUUUGUUCCAAAGGAGGGAGAGUGCCAACAUGUACCCCUUGACCAUGACCUGGUCAUUCGGGUGGAACAGUUCCCUUCCCGUUUACUACAUUCGAGAAAACGAGAGAGUCCUUCUCUACGCCAGUGGUCACACUGGGGUCAUCUACAACGUCCUCAAGAACAACCAGUACCAUCUUCAGGGCCACCCCAACGUCAUUUCCUGCCUCUGCAUCAGCGAAGACAGGCGCUGGGUCGCCACGGCCGACAAAGGGCCCGACUGCCUGAUCAUCAUAUGGGACUCUUUCACAGGCAUUCCUGUGCAUACAAUAUUCGACAGCUGCCCUAGAGAUAACGGCAUCAGGGCCAUGGCCAUGACCCGCGACGCUAAGUAUCUGGCAACCAUCUCAGAUGCCGAAAUCCAGAAAGUUUGCAUCUGGAAGUGGACAUUAGCAGUAGAAACGCCAGCGUGCACUCUUGACCUCCCCAAGGAGUAUGGUUUUCAGAACUACCUAAUUUUUAAUCCAACAAAUAAUAAAGAAUUGGUGAGCAAUAGUAAAACACAAGUAAUAUAUUAUACGUGGUAUCCAGAGGGAGGCAUACUUGUUCACAGUGCCCCACUUUUAACAGAUAAAACAUUCAACAAGCUCGUGGGAAAAUUUAGCCAGUCUGUCUUUCAUUUGAAUUUAACCCAAAUACUGUCCGCGACGAUGGAAGGGAAGCUGGUUGUCUGGGACAUUUACCGCCCACCGCCAUCUGCCUCCUCCUCCAUGGGCUUUCCCCAUAUCAAACCUUGCAAACUGGUUCAUUUGCAGAAGGAGGGUAUCACUGUGCUCACUACAGUUGACAGCUAUAUUGUCACAGGCGACAUUCGGGGCAACAUCAAGUUCUAUGAUCACACCCUCUCCAUUGUGAACUGGUACAGCCACUUCAAACUCAGCUCCAUAAGAUCCCUGUCCUUUUCAAAGACCCCAGCAGCCCCUCCAGCCGAAAAUACAAACUAUCCUCCAGACUGCACUCUAAAAAGUGACGAUUUUGUUGUAAGGAAUUUUAUCAUCGGAACAUCAGACGCGUCAGCGUACCACCUGACGGUAGAUGGGACUAAACUUGAGAAGUUAUUUGUCGAGCCCAGGGAUGCCAUUUGUGCUAUCUCCUGCCACCCAUACCAGCCCCUCAUCGCCAUCGGAAGUUUUUGCGGGAUGAUCAAAGUGUGGGAUUAUGAACAGAAAAAAUACCUCUUCAGCAGGGUCUUUGAGAAGGGGCUUGGAGUUCAGAGUCUGACCUACAACCCUGAAGGAGCUCUGCUGGGAGCUGGCUUCACAGAGGGGACAGUUUACAUUCUUGAUGCAAUGUCCUUAGAAAGUGCAAUCUCAGAGCCUUUCAGAUAUUCCAGAAGCAGCGUGACUCACAUCAGUUUCUCCCAUGACUCCCAGUACAUGGCGACUGCUGAUGUAAGUUUCACUGUGGCUGUUUAUGUGGUGAGAGUCAAACAUAGACGAAGGGUCUGGGAAUACUUGGCAAGGCUGCGCUCUCACCGCAAGAGCAUUCGAAGUAUCCUGUUCGGGGUUCAUCUGGACAGCAACGAGCCCCGACUGCUGAGCCUCGGCAGAGACAGACUCCUGAUUGAGUAUAACCUACUCAAGAGCUACAAAGACCACCUGGCAGUCCUGGACAUUCACCGAACCGACCAGGGCAGCUAUCCCACCUGUAUGGUCUGGUACCCGCCACUCACCAAGGAGCUCUUCCUGCUCAUUUGCAACAGUGGCUACAAAGUGAAGCUUUUUAAUUCUACCACAAAAAUGUGCAGGAAGACACUCCUCGGGCCAGUGUACGGAUCUCCCAUCGAGCAGAUACAAAUCCUCCCAGUGAAAUCCACUCUGGAACUGCAGAAGCGCUACAUGGUGUUUAUUAACAGAGACAAGGUUGGACUUCAGAUCUUACCAGUUGAUGGCAAUCCACAUAAAACCUCUGCCCUCAUAUGCCACCCAAAUGGGGUGGCCGGCAUGGCCCUUUCCUAUGACGGCUGCUAUGCCUUCACAGCAGGAGGGCAGGAUCGGUCAGUGGUGCAGUGGGAAAUCAACUUAAGUGCCCUGGAGGCAGCGGUUUCUCUCGGGGGCGAAGACCUGACCCCGUUCUAUGGUCUGGUGUCUGGUGGCAGGGAAGGAAAAUUCUACAGGGAGCUGGAAGACUAUUUUUACUAUUCUCAGCUCCGUAGUCAAGGUAUCGAUACAAUGGAGACCAGAAAGGUGUUGGAACACAUCUGCCUGUCGGAGCUUCCUUUUGUCAUGAGAGCAAUUGGCUUUUACCCAUCGGAAGGGGAGAUUGAAGAUAUGUUUAAUGAAAUCAGAUUUAGUGAGUAUGUGGACACUGGAAAGCUUACCGACAAAAUCAACUUACCAGAUUUCUUCAAAGUCUACCUCAAUCAUAGGCCACCCUUCGGUAACACCAUGAGCGGCAUCCAGCAGAGCUUUGACAUUCUUGGUUUCACCAAUUCAAAGGGAGACAAGGCUAUUCAAAGAGAGGAUUUUCUGAAUCUGCUUCAAACUAAAGGUGAGCACAUGACGGAAGAGGAGAUGACGGACUGCUUUGCCACACUGUUUGGACUGAAUCCCGAGGGCUGGAAAUCCGAGCCUGCAGCCUCCUCUGUCAAAGGUUCUGAAAUUUGCUUAGAAGAAGAACUUCCAGACGAAAUCACUGCAGAAAUAUUCACGACUGAAAUUCUUGGCUUAACCAUUUCCCAAGAUUCUGGACAAGAUCCUAGGAUCAGUGAAGCCGAGCAGAGUUUCUGAAGCACAAAGGACUUUGUGUGUGUAUGUGUGGUUUUUCUCCCCUCAAGAGGUACCGCUAUUCUGGCAUUUCCCUACCCCUGCUCUAAUCUUCAGAACGUUUAGACAUUAAAAGCAUAUUUCUGUUAAGCAACAGAUUUCACAGAGUUGGACAUUCUACUCUGUCCGAAAU